Salvia splendens (bonfire salvia) is the source of this 1395-nucleotide messenger RNA. RefSeq names its product glycosyltransferase BC10. The coding region runs from base 70 to 1395 and encodes 441 amino acids. NCBI's taxonomy places the organism in Eukaryota, Viridiplantae, Streptophyta, Magnoliopsida, Lamiales, Lamiaceae. Gene Ontology annotation, cellular component: membrane. Gene Ontology annotation, molecular function: glycosyltransferase activity. The record is from RefSeq and is a predicted model, not a curated record. The transcript is spliced from 3 exons.
UACUUAGCUAACUCCAUUGCAUCAGAAUAUUCAUUCCUUCUCUAUGUCAAGUUGUCAACCGCGCAGCAAAUGAAGAUGUCUCCACCAUCGCCGCCGUCGAUGAAGAACCAAUCUCCGACAGCCUCAAAACACCCUAUCUCCCCAUCCCCGCUACCGAACUUCCUCUGCCACCUCUUCCUAAUCGUCUCCGCCCUCACAUUCGUAUUUCUCCUCUGCUUCCAUAACAAGACCUACUCCUUCAUCCUCCAAAUCUCGACCACCCAGUUCUCCUUCUUCACCGCGCAGUCGCCGCUCCAGCAGCCUCCGCUGGAUGUGCAGGAUCCGCCGAGCUUCGCGCACGGGAAGAGCGAAGAGGAGCGGCUAAUGGCGCCUAAAAUCCAAGAAAUUCCUCCUCCGCCGUCCUCGCCGCCGCCGUCUCCGGGGGGCGACGUGGAUGUGCAGGAGCCGCCGGACUUGGCGCAUGGGAUGAGCGAUGAGGAGCUGCUGUUGAAAGCGUCGAUGGCGCCUAAAACCCAAGAAUUGCGCGUGCCAAAGGUUGCGUUCAUGUUCUUGACGAGGGGACCGGUGGUGCUGGCCCCGCUGUGGGAGCUUUUUUUCAAGGGGAGCCGCGGGCUUUUCUCGAUUUACGUCCACUCCAACCCUUCGUUUAAUGGAUCGGAGCCCGAGGGUUCAGUGUUCCAUGGCCGGAGAAUUGCUAGUAAGGAGGUAGAGUGGGGGAAUGUGGACAUGAUUGAAGCUGAGCGAAGACUACUAGCAAAUGCCCUUCUUGAUUUCUCAAACCAAUACUUUGUCCUCCUCUCCGAAUCAUGUAUCCCUCUCUACAAUUUCUCUACUAUAUACUCCUAUUUACUCAACUCCACCCACAACUUCGUGGAGUCUUACGAUCUGGAGGGGCCCGUGGGGCGCGGCAGAUACCACCGCGACAUGGGCCCCACCAUCACACUGAACGACUGGAGGAAGGGGUCCCAGUGGUUCCAGAUGGACAGAAGUCUCGCCAUAGAGGUCGUUUCAGACAAGACGUAUUUCCCGAUUUUUCAGUACUACUGCAGCGGUUCGUGCUAUGCGGACGAGCACUACCUGCCGACUUUCGUGAACAUGAAAUUCGGAGAGAGGAACGCGAACCGGACGUUGACUUGGGUCGAUUGGUCGAGGGGAGGGCCCCACCCCUCCAAGUUCAUUAGGCCGGAUGUGACCAAUGAGUUUUUGGAGAGGCUGAGAAGUGGGAGUAGCUGCGAGUACAAUGGGAGAAAGACGAAUGUUUGCUUUUUGUUUGCGAGAAAAUUCACUCUAAAUGCUUUGGACAGGCUGUUGAGGGGAAGACAAUCCAACAUGUUACUUACAAGCCAUGGCAAUUCAAAUUCAAGUAAAUUAGAUGUACAAAGUUGCCUCAUUUAA